This is a messenger RNA of Teleopsis dalmanni, 1966 nucleotides long. RefSeq names its product dystrophin-like. Lineage: Eukaryota; Metazoa; Arthropoda; Insecta; Diptera; Diopsidae. Gene Ontology annotation, cellular component: plasma membrane. Gene Ontology annotation, molecular function: zinc ion binding. Gene Ontology annotation, biological process: synaptic signaling. The transcript has 9 exons. The coding region runs from base 100 to 1920 and encodes 606 amino acids. The record is from RefSeq and is a predicted model, not a curated record.
ACAGUAACGAACGGGAAAUAAAGGCACGCACUUUAAACCAUAUCAAUACAAGUGUUAUUAAAUUAAGUAUUUAGAAUAAAGAAGUUAUUUUCUGCACACAUGGCACACAAAAUGGAUUAUAAAAGUAACAAAGUAUUACCAAAACCUGGUGAUCCCAAACUACCUACGAUAAUGAGACAUUUACAAAUGGAUUACGGGAGAUAUAAAUUCACCGUUUAUCGUUGUGCAUCCAAAUUUGUUGCGCUGCAAAAAUUGCUUUUCACUGCAAAUAUACCUUAUAAGUUAGUUUUAGCAGUUUUGGAAAGGCAUGGCAUACGUGAAGCCCACAGUAGUUUAAUGGUGCCGCCAUUUCAACUGACCUCACUCAUACGUGAUAUAUACUUUGCUUGUGAAAAAUUAGGACAUUUUACAAAAUUUGCUACGUACAACUUGGAAUCAGCAACAUCUGUACUAUCAAAUUAUUUUUGGGAUAUAUUUGAUCCGAGACGAAGGCAUUCAGUUUCUUUAUUGGAAAUAAAAAUGACAUUGCUUUUAUUAUGUAAAUUUCACUUAUCUGAACAGUUCAUUGAAGAAUUUUUUAAUUUGGUCAAAGAUGAGAAAACAAAUUGCGUAUCCAUAUUAAGUUUUGCUACAUUACUUAAUAUUUUAAUAAAAAUAUUUACUUAUAUUGGUGAAGGUAAUGGAUAUGGAAAUCACAACAUCAAAAAGGUUUUGGAUCAAUGUUAUGAAAGGUGCCACAACUCAGCUGGUCUUACAUUAUAUCAAUUUCAUUGCUUAUGGACAAAGACGCAGACACGUUUUCUUAUAUACGCAAAUUUAAUUGCUUUAAUUAAACGUAUUGAGGAUACGGAGAAAUUAAUACAUAACAAUAUUUGUGCUUCAUGUCAUACCGAGAAAAUUGUAGGUAUCCGAUUUAAAUGCCAAAUAUGUAAGAAUUUGUCUUUGUGUUUAAAAUGUUUUGCAACUGGAUACGCAACUAAUAAACACGAAAUAGGCCAUCGUAUGUUCGAGGUAUUCAGUGAGGACUUACCACCAAAAAAAUAUUCGAAUUUUUUUGCAAAAUUAUGUAAUAUGUUUUUUUCAAAUAAUAACGAAGAGAGUAAAGGUUUUUGUAAUGAUAAUGAAAUGGGCACUGAAAUGGCAACGUUACCAAUGAAUCACCAUACAUAUAAUAUGCCACAAUCAGCUCCAGGAGCAGAGAAGUUGGCUGAUUCAAAAAAGGAGUUACCGCAAAAAGUACAAGAUGAAAAUAAAUUAGAUGAAAUCAAUAAAUUAGAGCCAUCCAUAGCUGGCUUAACAACAGUGGCAAUUAGCACAUCCGAAAGAUUGCAAACAUUGAUUAAUAAAUUAGACGAACAAAAUAUCAAAUUGGAAUUACAAUUAAAAUCUGUUAAAACAGCGACAAAUGAAGAAAUUUCCGAAUUUCUAAAUGCACAUCACAUAUUUUUAGUUGAUAUAAUAAAUGAAAUGAGAAAUUUUUCGAACGCUGAUAUUUCGAACGCAUUUCCAAGUUCUAGUACACCAAAUCGUUCAAUUAACAGUUUUGUCAAUAAAGCAACUGCAUUGGAUGAUGCUGACAAUCUAACUCAUUCAAUAAAUGGUGCAGAUCUAAAUCGCAGUUACUUAGAUGCUAAUAAGUCGGAUUACUCUCUUAAAGAUUUAAGUUUAUGGUUUAACCAAAGAAGAACAUCUUUAACUACACAUACAGCAUAUCCAGCAUUAAGUAUUUUACCUGACGCAAAUACUGACGAUAUACGAGACACAGAAAUGAACAACUUUAAGCAGCUGCUUAGUAAAGUAAAGGAAAUAGUUGACGAUUCAUAUAGCGAUAAUACAGAAUUAGCAGCAGCAACUCAAAAUUUGGAAAAUGUUUUAGACAGUAUUAUUAAAGGUGAAGAAAGUCGUAGGUGCAGCACUUAAAUGUAUCUACUCUUAUUAGGAAAUUAUAUAGUAGUAAGUAAUUUUA